CAGCGGAGAGCGCGAAGAAACGUGAAAAAAUCGAAACCUCUGUCGCACGGUGUGUGGGAUGAAAAACGUUGUUGCUAUGCGGUUGAGAUGUUGAAAUUCGGUUAAUAAAAAUGAUUUCUAGACCGCGCGAUGUUGUAGUUAUUAGGAUAUUUAGUGAUAGCGGUAAAAGAAUGGACGGUGUUUGACAAGUGAGAAUCGGGAUGCAAGCAGCAGCCUGAAAAACAUGGCCGCUCAAAAACAUAUGACAAAGGAUAAAGCGUUGCGCUGCUUCUGUAGGACGAACAAAACACCGACAUUUGAUUGUUGAGAAAUUGUCAGAUUUCGAAUUCAGCAUAGCAAAGAGCCAUGAAUACGAAUGGAGAAUGGGGUCAAUCGCUUCGGUGCUACAGUGGCAUUGUGCAAAGUGUUCUCUCAUAAACCCGACCGAGAGCACGAGCUGCGCCAGGUGCGGAGAACUUCGUAGGGUUUACGAUAAUAAAACAAAUCCCGAAACAUCAUCCUCGAACAGUUCAAAUGUCUGUGAAAAAAAUAAUCCCGAUUCCGCGGACUCUACGCCUCCAACACCGCCACCACGACUCAAUUUUACGAAUCAGUUAAAAUGCUUCACGCCGAAAACUAGCUACGUUUACCAUCAAAAACCGUUCUCACUUACCGUAAAAAAUAACAACGUCCUUCCGUCUGGGACUGAUCCCGGAUCAAGAAGCUCGGAGAAAAUAUCUCGGCGUAACUCUUGGUCUGGGAGGACGAGGAUUGAAUCUGUAUCAUUAAAGCACAGUGUAUCUCUACCUUUGUUACCUGCUCGCUGGAUUUGCAUCAGAUGUUUGCAACCAAACAGCCAGAGCACAUUGGCUAAGUGUAUCGCCUGUGGAACCGUUUCUUUGCCCGCAUCGAAUCAAGAAGGUCAUAUUUGGACACGGAAAGCGAGGAGACCCGAAGUUCGCAAGCUCAAAAAUCUUCACCUGAACGAUGACGAGGAUCCAGCUAAAAGUUCGUCUUCGGGACUGGAGGACCGUGUUUUAAAUGUCAAAUCCAUCGCACCAUCAAUUCCUUCGAACCUCGAUAAAACCAACAAAGACAUGGCCCAACUAACCAGCCUCGGUCGUAGCGACAGAACAAGAUCCAACCGAGAAAGUUGGACGCUACCUCCCGUCGAAACCAUGGAUUCGCCAUCAAUAGCCUAUACAGAUAACAUAGAUAGUUCUCAGCGUUCACCGAAGCGUCACAGUCCUUCGGUGUACGAGCGUGUGAAAUCUAAAGUGAGCCGUUCGUUGUCGAAUGGUUCAGUUGUUCAAAAGUUAUCGGAAGCUGGGAUCCAAAGACCAACUAGUCUCAUAGUUUCGGAGGUGCAGCAAGACAAUGCCCUGUGGAGCUGCGAUAACUGUACCCUAGAUAACGCACCUGGCUUGGAACAAUGUGAGGCGUGCGAAGCACCUAGGAGCCCUGCACCCUGUAGCGGUGUAGUUAUAAGUGUACCGGCGUGGGAACCGAGAGCGCUUUCUUCUGCAGGCCCUCCAACAUACCGGCGAUCAUUUUCGGAAGUUGAUUCUGUCACUAAUAAUGUAAUACAGAGAAAAACUGCAAACCGUCGUAGUUUAAAUGACGAAGAACCUCCGGCUGUGCCACCACACUCUGUCGGGUUUAAUUCAAAACCAAAGUAUUCAUACAUAGGGAUAUCUGAUCCAGAAACGCCACCACCACUGCCAAGAAAACAGAAUAGCAAAUUGGGCAUCACGGCUGCAAAAACACUCACUGAGUCGAUAAAUACGGCUGGUGAGGCAGCAGAGGCUGGGCCUCUAAAGCGUAUGUGGACUUGCCGGAAAUGUUCCUAUGCCUACAACCCUCUCUGGUCAACCGGAUGUGAUAUCUGUUCAUCUUCAAGAUCACCUCCGUCUUUGGCUCAACCAAGUUUAAUUACGGUAACUAAAGACGGAGCAAGUUGUAGAUCACAGGCCUCGUCACCCAUCAUUGUUUCACGAGACAGCGUAAGGUAUACUCCACCAAAAUCGGCGACCUUAGCAACAGCGGAGGCUGAUCUAGACGAUCUCAUCGAAUUGCCAUCACCUGCCUGGACUUGUAAAAAAUGUACGUUACUAAAUGCUGCUACAAGGACAACGUGUGAAGCCUGUGCCGGGUCCAAGUUGAGAAGUGUCAGUCAUCUCGAUGAUCCAACGUUAAGAAAAGGGGAAAGCUGGGUUUGUCCAUCAUGCACUCUGCGGAACCCAUUAACUGCACAGAGCUGUAAUGCCUGCAAAACCUUUGCUGAUUUCCUUGAAGUACCGAGGGAUAACAGAGUGUCAGGACAAAGAAGUCCCAGUCCCAGGUUGACUUGUCCACCUUCGGCAAGCGCAAGAGCAGUUACACCUAGGCACAGGAAUUCAGUUCGUAGAAACGGAUCUGGAGCAGGAGAUAAAAGGCAAUCUAGGACCAAAGAAAAUAUCCACGCACAAUGGCAAUGCAAAUUGUGCACCUUUGAGAACAAAAGUACGAACGGAAGUUGCGAAAUGUGCCAAAGUUCCAAGACUCUGUCUCAAAUUCCUGGGGACAGGCUUAGGCUCGGCGAACCUGGAACUAGUACUCUGAGAAUUCAAAGACAGGAAAGUGUUGUUAUGGAAAAUUUACGCCAAAUUGAAGAGAGAGAAGCCUUAGAAAAAUGGGAAAGAAUCGUUCGGUACUGUAAAGAGACAAACGAACCGUUUGUCGACGACUCUUUUCCCCCAGCUCCAAAAUCAUUGUACUACAAUCCUGCGGAAACGAAAGAUAACCAUGUGGUUCAGUGGAGAAGACCGCAUCAAAUAAAUGUUGACUCAAGUGUCGAUUCCAAGUUACCCUGGGCAGUCUUUAGGACACCCUUACCUUCCGAUAUAUCUCAAGGUGUUUUAGGAAAUUGUUGGCUUCUAUCCGCGCUAGCAGUACUUGCCGAAAGUGAUGAAUUGGUGAGAAGAGUGUUAGUUAUGAAAGAAACUUGUCCCGAAGGGGCGUACCAAGUCAGAUUGUGCAAGGAUGGAAAAUGGACCACCGUACUUGUCGACGAUCUACUUCCCUGUGAUAAAAGAGGACAUCUUGUUUACUCUCAGGCGAAGAGAAAACAAUUAUGGGUACCACUAAUCGAGAAAGCAGUAGCUAAAAUCCAUGGAUGUUACGAAGCACUGGUUUCUGGUCGAGCUAUCGAAGGUCUAGCUACCCUCACGGGUGCUCCUUGCGAAAGUGUACCGUUACAGCCUUCCGCUUUACCAAGUGAAGAUGAAUUAGAUAAAGAUUUAAUUUGGGCACAGCUUUUGUCGUCAAGACAAGCUAUGUUCUUAAUGGGUGCUAGCUGCGGUGGAGGCAAUAUGAAAGUUGAUGAAGAAGAAUAUCAACGAAAAGGACUUCGUCCAAGGCACGCAUACUCAGUGUUGGACGUAAGAGACGUACAAGGAAUAAGAUUGCUACGACUGCGCAAUCCUUGGGGCCACUAUAGUUGGAAAGGAGAUUGGUCUGAUGAUAGUCCAAUUUGGACAGCGCAACUCCGAGAGAUGCUUAUGCCUCAUGGCGCAUCAGAUGGUGUAUUUUGGAUAUCAUUUGAUGACGUUUUAAAGUACUUUGAUUGCAUUGACAUCUGCAAAACGAGAGUUGGAUGGAGCGAAGUUCGUCUGCGGGGUACUCUACCACCUUUGUCGUCAUUGAGACACUUAUCAUGCGUUUUGCUAACUGUACUAGAGCCUACCGAGACCGAAUUCACGUUAUUCCAAGAGGGUCAAAGGAAUUCAGAAAAAUCUCAGCGUUCUCAAUUGGAUCUAUGCGUAGUGGUUUUUCGGACCCGGUCGCCAGCAGCACCAGAAGUUGGUCGACUGGUAGAGCACAGCAAACGUCAAGUUCGUGGCUUUGUUGGUUGUCAUAAAAUGUUGGAAAGAGACCUGUACAUUGUGGUGUGCCUUGCUUUUAACCACUGGCACACUGGUAUGGAAGAUACAUCAAGUUAUCCGGAAUAUGUACUUGCAAUUCACAGUUCGAAGAGACUGUUGGUCGAACAAAUUUCACCACCAGCAUUCGUGUUGGCUGAUGCUAUCAUCAGCUUGACAUUAGCCAAGGGUCAACGGCAUGAGGGUAGAGAAGGCAUGACAGCCUAUUACUUGACGAAAGGUUGGGCAGGCUUAGUCGUAAUGGUUGAAAAUCGUCACGUGAACAAAUGGAUACACGUAAAAUGUGAUUGUCACGAAAGUUAUAAUGUCGUGUCUACCAGAGGGCAGCUCAGAACAGCCGACAGCGUACCUCCGUUGCAUAGGCAAGUCAUCAUUGUCUUAACACAACUAGAAGGCAGUGGCGGUUUUUCAAUAGCUCAUCGACUAACACACAGAUUAGCGAAUAGUGGAAACUUACAUGACUGGGGUCCGCCAGAUACUCAACACUGUCCACCCAUAGACACUCAAGUCGAAGGUCUUCAUAGUCCUCGUUUGAUAACGUGAACCUGUAAAAUCACCAAAUGCAAUUUUUAGCAUUUAACAUGAAAAUUGUGAUUGUGAAUCUUGAUGUGCGAACAAAUAUAUUUCUAGAGCCUAAGGAUCUUCCGGGGAAAAAAAGAAAUUUCCGAUUAAAACCAUUGCUUUAUACCGGAAGUGUGCAGAUACCUAAAUCGUUUAGACUACCUUUGAAUAUUUUUCUCGCACAAACGAAAUUGCAAAUUUCAACAGAAUUUAAACAUUGUCGAGACUCGUAUGCAGUAUAAACAACUAAUUUCUCACAUAUACGGUAUUUUUUGAUGUUUGAGUCUCCGUUGAAAUAAACCUUGUUGAAAAUUAUUACUUGAAAAGUUCAAACUGAAAACGUUAUAUUACAUACUGUUAUUCAGUAUCGGAAUAAAUCUGCUUACACAUAACAUUCUGCACUUUUCCUUGGCAGGGUAUAUUUUUUAAAUACUUGGAUGCGCUUUCAGAGGUUCUAUAUUUGCAUCAAAAGCAACCGUACUUGAAUAUGAGACAUACUCAGUUGAUAGAGAGUUUCAACUAUAACUUAAUGAUUAAUUUUCAAAAUAGCAAGUUGUAUUUCAAAUUACACCUCACGCGAAUCUAUUUAGUAUGUGGCUAAAAUAAGAUAAAAGGCUAACUCCGAAUGACUGUCAAGUAUAGGUAUAGUCAAAUGGGUGGUAUAACGCUAAUGUGCUUGUACGUCUUUGUUCUACAUGAAUUGUAUUCUAGUAUCGUACGGCAUCCGCGUACGUCAUGACUGUGCAUCGUAGUAAAAAAGUAUUCUAACUUGUAUGGAGUUAUUAUCGUUUCUGUAAAACGUUCUACAAUCUAUACGCGUGUGUCCCCACUUCCGCAACUCAGACUCAUCAGACCAAAAGAAUUGUGAUCUGUUAAUGCAUAGAUCAUAGCCAUGUGAUCUUCCACUCGCCAUAUAAAAUAACUAAAUAAUGAUAGAAAGACUUCACAUAAGUUCAUAGACUUCUUCUUAUUAGGUGUAUAUAAUUAUUCAAAUGCUAUACAAUUCAUAAACAUCUUUCUUGAUGAAUGAUUUGAGAACAUCAGCGUUAUAUUGCCCAUUUAAUUAGGCACGUAUGAAACAGUUGAGAGUGCGAUGGGAAUACACCCAGGAUCUAAAGGCACUCCAUGCCUUAUUGAACAUACUCAAUGCCCUUAAUGCCUUUCUCCGUUUGCGUGAACAUAUAUCACUUUUGGGUCUAACAGAAUCCAUCUUUCAAAAAAUACGCACUUUUAUUAUAUUUGAUAUUUUUAAAUGGUCGUUUAGCAACUACUUGAGGACACUUCAGCUGUAUAAUUGUUUGAAGAUAACAGGUUUAUGACCUAGAUGUGUUACAAUAUUACUUACUGUACAGUUCCAAUGAAACACAUAUUAUGCAAUUUCUAAUAAUGAGAAAUUUAUCUUCACAGAAGGUUCAAUAAGUUUAUUCUGACUGGUUUAAAAUACUCUCAUUUCGAACUGCAUAUAAUUUUUGUUAUUUGGAAAUAUUUACAGAACAAACCAAGGAAGUAGAGUAUGUACAAUUAUUAUAUUAUAUCUUCCUGCAUUUACACGUAUCAUACUUUUUGUCACAGAAUUGAACUUCAAGAGAGGUAUAAAGGAAAGGUACACGUUUGACCAUGCAUAUUAUGUCAAUGAAGUUGUGUAUAACUUUGUUGGAGGUGUAUUGGAAAAAAAGUAAAUUUUAGUUUCAUGCGAUUACACUGACUUGAAACAUAUUUUUAUGCGGAUAUCACAGGCUUUAGAUUUUUCGUAAUAAUAUAACUUAUUUAAUAUUUACCUCCUGUGUUCUAAACCUAUCUC
Messenger RNA from Diprion similis, 6261 nucleotides. It is a transcript of the gene sol, whose product is annotated as calpain-D. Gene Ontology annotation, biological process: proteolysis. Gene Ontology annotation, molecular function: calcium-dependent cysteine-type endopeptidase activity. NCBI's taxonomy places the organism in Eukaryota, Metazoa, Arthropoda, Insecta, Hymenoptera, Diprionidae. Gene Ontology annotation, cellular component: cytoplasm. The transcript has 11 exons. The record is from RefSeq and is a predicted model, not a curated record. The coding region runs from base 363 to 4442 and encodes 1359 amino acids.